ACUGGUUCCCUUAAGGAAAGACGCCGAUAUCUUCACGCUAAGAAAGAAACCCAGAUACAGGAAAGACAAGAAUACUGGAGAUACAGCACGGGACUUACCUCGAUGCUCGAGUAAUCGCAGGUUUCAAGUAAUUCAAUGACAUAUUGAUUGGACUGGUGCUACCCUAGAAUGCUGCUUUUGGUGUCUUCCUGCCUUCUGGUUGCUAUGGUGACAGGCUCACCAGGUGACAGGUCAUAUGUGUACCAGAAAUGCCUGAACAAUUGUAAGCAGAGAAACUGCUCAGAAGAAGGAUUAAAAAUAUUCAGUUCCCGGCAGCCCCCUGUUGAGCGACUGAUAGGCUGGAGUUGCCAUGACGACUGCAAGUAUGAGUGUAUGUGGCAGGCUGUGGAUGCAUUCAAGAAAGAUGGACUCGAUGUGCCACAGUUCCAUGGCAAGUGGCCAUUUGUGCGUCUGUGGGGGGUACAGGAGCCCGCCUCUAUGCUGUUCUCCCUGAUCAAUGGACUGGCCCACCUGAGUAUAUUCUGGUACCGCAGUCGAGUGCCCACCUCAACGGCCUUGUACUACGUGUGGCAUGUAGCUGCCAUUAUGGCUAUGAAUGCUUGGGCUUGGUCUACAGUUUUCCAUACUAAAGAUACAGAGUUUACUGAGAAAAUGGACUACUUCUGUGCCUUUUCCAUUGUCGUCUUCAACACGUUCACCCUAGCCUGUAGAACAUGGCUGUUUUAUUUCAGAGUACUUGGCACAGAGAAAAGAUGCCGUAUUGCAGCCAUAGGUGCCUGCUGUCUGUGUUUCUUUGUGCAGCAUAUAUCAUACCUCUCAAUUCAUGGCUUUGGCUAUGGUUACAAUAUGAAAGUGAACAUUGCAGUCGCCCUGUUUAACAUGGUUGGCUGGCUGUAUGUGUGCUAUAAAGUACGUAAACCCUUCAUCUGGAAGGCAGUAGCCUCCAUAGUCGGCAUACAGGCGUUACUGGCGUUGGAGUUGGGUGAUUUUCCACCUAUACUCUGGACCUUUGAUGCCCAUGCUCUGUGGCAUGCUGGGACAUGGCCUCUCUGCUUUUUGUGGUAUAGUUUUAUUAUUGAUGACAGUCUAGAGAUGGUCAAACAGAAGGCUUAUGGAACUCUACCCCAGGCUCUGAAGAUUGAUUGAGCACAAGGGGCACAACUAUUGAUUGAGCACAGAGGAAACAACUAUUGAUUGAGCACAAGGGAAACAACUAUUGAUUAACUCAAGGGACACAACUGUGAUAUGGAUCUUUAAGUAUCUCAAGGGACACAUCUCAUGUAGAGAGGUGAACUGUGCAAGAACAAUGUGAUGUGUAUUCAGUGUAUAUUUUAAUAUUAUUCUAAAUUAUCUUGAUUUGAUUUUAUGAGCCUUGUCUUAAGAAAAUAGGAUUGAUGCAUGUGCGUAAGGUUCUAACUGGAUUUUUGCAUACUUCCUUUAAACAAAAAAUACCAUAAAAGCAAAAAAGUGCUGUCCCUGAUUAGCCUGUGUGGACAGUACAGGCAAAUCUGGGGAGACGCUUUACGUACAUGCAUAUAACCCUGUGUUUCCAGAGCUUAUCUAGAUGAUACUUUUCUUUGACCGUUUUUGCGCCUGUGGGGGGUAAAAGAGCCCGCUUCUGAUCAGGGACAUUUUCCUCCUAAACUGGAGUUUCGUGUGGAUGCACAGGCUUAUCUUGGCCAACACUUUUUGCACAUGCAUUAAGUCCCUUUUUCUUAGAGGGGUGUAUUUUUAAGGAAAAGUUUGCAUUUAUAUUAGUUUUUGUAUAGGCACUAUUAUGUUGAAAAUUGUUCUGUUCUGUUUGCCUACUGCUUACUUUACCAAAAGUAUUGAUCUAUAUCAUUGAUGCGUUUACUCUUUACUACAUGAAUUCAGAACAAUAUUGAAUCUGCAAGCAUUUUAAUUGAACAAACUUUUAGCGCCAGGUAUUUAAGGUUUAGCUUCAAAUGUUGUUGUCUGUUAUAAUGGUGAAUACAUUUACUGUAUAAUGCUCAAUUAUUUUUUGUGUAAAGGGCAUUUGAAAAUAAUGUUUGAAUGAAGAGCAAAAUGAUUUCAUUGAUCAUGUAUUUCAAUAAAUCUUAUAGAGGUAACAUUCCAUAAUAUCAUACUUUAUCUUACAACUAAAUUAUUUUGUAGGAGUUAAAAUUGGGUUUCAGAUAAACUUGAGGGCAAGGUUUAUCCAAUACUCAUAAACAUUCUUUUGACAGACUACUUUUAUGAAUGACAUUUUUCUUCUAGCGUUCUUUAAAAUCAAUGGAAGUAAUACAAUAGCCAUUUAUUUUUUCAAUUUGACUAGAUAUAACUAAUGUAUACAUAUCAAAUCAAUGUACAGUAUAAUAAUAAUAGCCGUACAUUAUCAACUCAAUAAGGCGUUUCUAUUAAUUGGUUACUUGAAUACAAAACAAAUAGUCAAACUUCAGACACUUGUGUCUGUGCCUUUUGAAAUGCAGUUACAUUAAACUAAGACACGUUUUAGGUGUUUUGGAUGAAUUAUAAUAAAAUGUGAAUACAAGUGUUGAAUAUAUGGCUCGCAUGAAACCAGCGAUAUUGCAUUGUAGAUUUCUUUAACUCAUAUAUGCCUAGCGUCUAGAAAAAAAGCCUUGGCAAACAGCGUAGACCCAGAUGAGAUGCCGCAUCAUGGGGCGUCUCAUCAGGGUCUGUGCUGUUUGCUUAAAGGAAUUUCUGUAAGAAAUAUUCUAAAUAUAGAAACAAGAAACCGUCGGAGACGGAUGAUGCUCCCCAAAGGUUUUUUUGUCACAAUAUUGCACUAUAUAUUCAGAUAAAAGGAAACGUCUUGAGGGCACAGUAGUUGGGGGGACAAUAAUGUUGUUAUAGAAAAUUUAAAAGGACCAUAACUCUGUGAAAAAUCAUAUGACCAGAACCCGCUGAUAAUAUGCACAUCUCCUCUUGGUAGUGAAGCUUUCCAUAAAGUUUCAUUGAAUUCCGGUCAUUAGUUGCUGAGAAAUAGCCGGGACAAAAAUUGUGCACGGACGGACGCACACACGCACGGACAGACGAAGCGGCAACUAUAUGCUACCCCGAAUAUAAAUUUUGGGGGAGCAUAAUAAGUAUACUAGACAUCCCUAAUUUUGGAAAUAAAUUGAUCUUAUUUAGAAGGAUGGGAGAGUCCACUAGGCAUAAAUGGGUUAAUACUGUAGAAUUUUAUCACAUUAUGAUAUGUUUAAAAAAAAGUUGUGUGGAAAAACUGAAGGAUUAGUUCCAGAGACCUGAACCAUGUAUUUUAUUUUAUAAUUUUUGCGCACAGUUCAUUUACUUUUUGCAUGCGGACAAUUAGAAUUUAGCCAACCAAAUUGUCUGUGGACAAGUCAAAAAAUUUAAUUUAGGAAACCAAAUUUGCCCUUGGUGAAACGAGAAAUCAGGUUAGACAUUUUUUGUCUGUGUUCUGUGCUGAUUCUUUAUUUUAAUCAAGGCAUUUAGAAACAUUUAGUCUGGGUUAUCUCCUAUUUUAUGGAAUUUUAAAGGAUUAUUGUCCCCUACCGGUGAAACCGGAGGGGACCUAUGGUUUGUGCUCUGUCUGUCAGUCUGUCUGUCACACUUUUCUGGAUCCUGCGAUAACUUUAAAAGUUCUUCAUAUUUUUUUAAUGAAACUUGAAACAUGGAUAGAUGACAAUAUGGAGAUUAUGCAUGUCAUUUCAUUUUGUUCCUACGUCAACAAUUCUGGUUGCUAUGGCAACAAAUAUAUAUAAUAAUAAAAAAUACUGACAAUGGUGGAGUUUCACCGGAAGGGGACAAUAUUGCUUGGCAAUCUCUUGUUUUAAGUGGUGUAUAUUGUGAAAAAAUCCCAAAAAAUUGUAUUAUGACUACGCAAUGUGAGAUUGAGUUAAUUUCAGCCGUUUUUGGAAAUGUUUUAGCAAUAUAAUGCUUAUAUGCUCAAAAAUAAAGAAAAUUGUAAAAGUGUAAAGAAAAAAUUAAGUAAGUUUCUUUGAGUUCUGGAAUUAUCUGACAAAACCUCGCUGUGUAAACCUUUCUUUUAACCCUUUCCCUUUCAGAAGCAAAGUGAAAAUGGCUAUGUGAGUAACUUGCAGUCUGUUCAGGUCUUAUUCUGUUUGCUGCUCAUCAGUAUCAAAGGGUUGGAAAUGCAGCCUUAAAAUUUGAAUCUAAGGGACUACACAUGCGUAAAAAUAUGUAUCUACGUGGGAAAGGGUUAAAUACGUAUCUAAGGCGGAAAGGGUUAAAUACGUAACUAAGUGGGAACAGGUUAACUAGUUGGAUAAAUUCAAGGACACAAAGACACUAACCUAAUAUGCACUGUAUCUCAAUUUACAAAUUUUCACAUAAUAACUUUGCUUAAAGUCUCAUGUAAGCAGAUUUUAAUCUAGAGAGUUAAGUUAGUUGUUUAAACUCAAACGUUUGACAGCACAUUGAUAGUUGAAACUUAGUUCAUCUAUGUAAAUUAUUAUGAUUGUCUCGUAUAAAACAACUCAAUUACAUACUCUCCAAUUGUAAUUCUAGCAUAAUAUAGCUCACUGUUCAAUAUACAAUAGAGAAAAUAUCCUUAUAAUUAUGCAGAAUUUGACUUACACUGUCUGGAAGAUCAAAUAAAUUGUAUGUCUGUAUUGUUGUUUUGUGGAAGCUAAAUACAUGUAUUUAGUGUGAUUUAUUCCCGCCACAGAUUUAACCGUGGAAACAAACAUUUUCUAUUAUGGUAACAAGAAUAAAAAAAAAGAACAAAAAAGUUGCUCCAAACAGGAUUCAUACCCAAAGAAUGAAACGGCUUACAUAUAAUAACCACUUAGCCAUUGCAGUAUGUGGGGCCUUAACCCUUGACCACUCAGAUAUGUAUUUUGACGCAUUUGUAGUCCCUUCAACAGUUAAAUUUAAGUAAAUACUUUAUUAUAAGUUCAAGUUUUAAAGGCUUCAUGUCCAACCCUUACAUACUGAUAAGCAGCAAACAGCAUAAAAUCUGAAAAGACUGCGGGUUACUCAUAGGCUGUUCUGCUUUUAUGCUGGUUGCAAAAGCCAUUUUCACUUUGCUUCUUAUGUUGGAAAGGGUUAAUCACUGUCAGUAAAAGCUCUAGUUUGAAAUAUUUGACUGAAGUUUGAAAGUUUGUCAGUUCAAUAUUCUGUGAGCAUGUCCCUUUAACUCGUUGCAGUAUUCAACCUUAAACCGUUUGCAUGCUGGGAAAUUUGUCGUCUGCUAAAAUGUUGUCUGCUGAAAUUCUAAAAUUAGCAUUUUCUUCGAUUUAGAAUACUAUCAGAAUAGCAAACAGUUUGGAUCCAGAUGAGACACCACGUUUUGUGGCAUCUCAUCUGGAUCCAAACUGUUUGUAAAGGCCUUCAUAAUUCGGUUCCAGCUCUGAAAGAGUUAAAAAACAAUUUGCUUAAUGUUGUUUGUUUUGUACUUUUGUAUUGUUUUUUUACAGUUUGUUGUGUGUGUUAUUGUGUUGCAUAUUUUGAAGAUUUAUUAAGAUUUUAUUAAUAUUAAACUUAUACAAGUAAACAUGUGAAAAACUAAACAAUUUUGUUUUAUUUGUAUACUUUGAAAUGCAGUUGGUGGUGUCAAUAUUGUGUACUUUGUGAUAAUUCUGUAGGAAUUUGGCUCAGAUGUACGUCUACUCUCUCAGUCGAUUGUUUAUUAAAAGAAUCAAUGAUUAAUGGUCUUAAAAAAUGACGAGAUGCAAACUUGUGCUUGAGGAUUCACACAAUAUAACAUGUGUUAAAUUUGAAACUUUUUAUAAAAAGCAAUGCCUGUCAAAACCAUGUUGAGUCUGUUGUCAAACACAUAAUUCAUUAUUUGUAAUUAUUUUCAGCUCACCACGAACAGAUUUCGUGAUCACCUUUGUUUGUUGUAUGUCAUAAACAUUAACUUUUACAAGGUAAACACUCUAUAGAGGCCACAUUUAAUGUCCAAUCUUAAUGCAACUAGGUCAGCACAUUUGUUCCAAUGGUAUCUCAGCAUAGGUAGUUAAAAAAUUGUGUCGUGUAAAGGCGAACAAUAGGUCAAUAGGUAGUAUUAGAGGAAAACUUGUUAUUGCUAAAAGUUAACCUUUGGUCCAGUUAUAAUGAAACUUGCCGCAAACAUUUUUUUCUAUUGAUAUCUCAAUUUAGUUUGAAAAUGUUUUUUCUGUUGAAAAAAAUUAAGGCCACCAAGGGGCAGGGCAGUUUUCCGUAUAUGGCUAUAUUGAACCCUUUAUACUCUCUGAAAGUGACAUUUACUGGUAUUGUCCAGUCAUCAUGAAACUUGCAAAAAACAUUUAUUCUAAUGAUAUCUUGGCCAAAUUAAAAAAUUGUUCCGGUCCAUUAAAAAACAUGGCUGCCAAAGGGCAGGGCACUUUUCCUAAUAUGGCUAUAAUAGAGUUUUGAAAUGUUGUGCACAAAGCUCAAGUCAGUAAGGCCUGCCCAAGGUCAAGGUUAUGGUUAAAGGUCAAAAGUUUGAGCCCUUUGCGUGUCUAUUCCAUAUCUCCAUUACCCAUUGAGGGAUUUUUUUUCAAACUUGGUGAUUGGAAGAUGUGUAGAAGGCGAGAGUCAGUCACGCCAACUCAAAAUCAAGGUCGCCCCUUCAAGGUCAUUACUAUUAGUCAUGAACUUGAAACUUCAUAGGUAUGUAGGUACAUGUAUGUAUAUCUCAUUGAGAGAAGUGAAGUGCACAAGAACAAUAAAGCUUGCUCUCGUAUUUUUUAA
This is a messenger RNA of Dreissena polymorpha, 6642 nucleotides long. RefSeq names its product post-GPI attachment to proteins factor 3-like. The transcript is spliced from 9 exons. The record is from RefSeq and is a predicted model, not a curated record. NCBI's taxonomy places the organism in Eukaryota, Metazoa, Mollusca, Bivalvia, Myida, Dreissenidae. Gene Ontology annotation, molecular function: hydrolase activity, acting on ester bonds. Gene Ontology annotation, cellular component: endoplasmic reticulum membrane. Gene Ontology annotation, biological process: GPI anchor biosynthetic process. The coding region runs from base 169 to 1146 and encodes 325 amino acids.